AUGAUGAGACUAGAAACUGAAAGAAUGCUUGCUACUCACUUGCAUAGUUUAGCUUAGCAUGAGAGACUGAUUGAGAAUGAAAGAAUUAAAUUGAAUGAGCAUUUCAGAUUUCAGCCUAAUGCAGCAUUCAAGAGAAUUGAUAGAUUCUGCAAUAAGAAGAUCAACACAUAUGAUUUGGCAACUUUUCUGAGAGAUAAUUCCUACAACUAUUACUCAGUUGAUCUGAUAGAUGUUAUUAAGUCCUUUGAUUAAAGCAAUAAUGGAUUUUUGGAAGAUACUCAAUUGAAGAGUAUUUUAGCAUCAAGAACCGAUAAAAUACUUGCAAGAAGAUCAAAUGAGAGAUAUGAAGAAUAUGUUGGGUCCAGAGAUAGACUUGCUCUGGAAGUAGAGUUGUCUAUUGCUAAAAUCUUGGAUCUAGAGAUAUAGGGACUCAAGAAACUAAAUCUUGAAAAAGAAUAAAUCAAAAGUAGAUAUGAUUUCUCAAAACUAGAUGCAUAUAGAGCAAUCGAUACUUACAAACUAAAUAGCAUACUUAGAGAAGAUAUCAAACAUUUUCUUAAUAGAAAUGGCAUACAGGCAUCUUCUCUAGAAGCUGAUAAUAUCUUCAGUAGGAUUGACAUGGAUUAAGAUGGAAGAAUUACUUAUACUGAGUUCUGCAACUACCUUGAAAAAAUUCCAGCAAGCGUACCAAACUAAUUGUCUCAAAGCAUGAACUCUGAGUAAUUUACUUUUAACAAAGGAAAUCAAAAUCUCAGAUCAUCCUCAACACAUCCUCAUCAAGAUUUAAACCAGAGUCAACAGCAAAAUGAGGUUAAAAAAUAAAAUGAUGGAAUGAAACUCAAACUCUAAGAAAAUUACCAAACUCCACAAAGAGCUAAUACUAAGUCUAAUAUUCAAUUCGAAUAGAAUCCCAGAUUUGCAAAAACAGAAAAGAGAUAGUAAAAGUUGAAUCAGUAGAUAAAUGCAAGCAAUGAUAAAAGCCUUGAAUAAGAGAGGAAUCCUUAGGAAGAUGAGAUUAGGAGAAAUUUCAUUAUCUAUGGAGUGAGAUAAUAGCAUUCUACUCCGUUGAAAAGAUCUUCCAGUGCCUAAAGUAAUAUUUAAUUGAGAAUACCAGUGUAAAAUCAAUAGUAAUAAAACAAGCAAUCUGAUAAAUAGCAAGUUUUAGACAAAACAGAUGAUAAGAUCGCAAGUUUGGAAACAACUCCAUCACCUACUAAACCAAUGUCAAGAACUAAUAAUGAACAGAUUAAAAUGUACUCAAAAUCACCAGCACAAACUAAUAAUUAAAGAUAUAUGAACCUUGAUGAUAUUGAAGAGGAAAAGGAAAAUCUUGAUUCAUUUAAUGAUGAAAACAAUAUUAGAAAUAGUAAUGCUAAUUAACUAGAUCAAAUUAAGGCAAAUAAGGGUGAUGAUGAGGAUGCAAAUCUCGAGGAUAAUGAUGAAAUUGUAGGAAGAAGAGCUCAAUCAUCUAAUUAGAAUCAUUAUCUUGAAGAAAAUGAGGUUGAGAAUCUCGCUGAGGCUUUAUAAAAUAUGAUUUAACUUGAAACUGAGAUUGAGAAGUAAAAGCAGGCUAUUUCACUUAAAGCUGACUUCAAUCUCCUUGAUGCCUUUAGACUCUUUGAUAAGACUAUAGCUGGAGAAAUUUUCAAGCAAGAUCUUGAAGAAGGAUUCAAAAAACUUGGUAUCUAUGUUAUGAAUAAGAAAGAUCUUGACCUUUUCUUUAAGAGAUAUGAUAAGAACGGUGAUUAUAAACUGAGGUAUCUAGAAUUUACUGAUGCAUUCACUCCAAAGGAUAAAAUCUAUGCCGACCAUCUUGCAAAUAAAAGACCAAAUUAUGAGGCCAGACACCCAGAUGAAGCCAUCAGUCUAAGGACAAAACUUGAAUUUGGAGAUGUAAUUAGAAGCAUGCUGAGAUUUGAGAGCAAUCUUGAAGAGAUAAGAAUAAACUUAACCUAGAGUCCUCAAUUCAGUAUCAGUGCAGCAUUUUAAACUCUUGAUGAUGGAAAUAAAGGUUUUAUUGUUCAAAGAGAUGUAAAGAACUUCUUGGAAGAUCAUGAAUUCUUUGCAACUUAAAAGGAGAUUGACCUUCUCUUUAAUAAGAUUGACAAGGACAAUGAUGGGAAAAUCUCAUAUGGAGAGUUUUUUACAGAGAUAGCCUAAAAGCUGCCCUAUUGA
Molecule: messenger RNA, 2175 nt
Organism: Stylonychia lemnae
Lineage: Eukaryota; Ciliophora; Spirotrichea; Sporadotrichida; Oxytrichidae
Source: the annotation of a GenBank genome assembly